UAUAAAUCCCGAACGUCCCCCAAGCUGUUUAGCACCAGGACUGGGACAAUAUGCUGAUGCCUAACAACAGGGCGAUGCUGGGGUGUUCAUUUACGUCUUUGGAUUAGAUUAUGCAAAUGGGAUCUAAAUACAUAAUUGAUAUGUAAAAGACAUUUACAAUGAUAGACAAAACUUCAAAAAUAAUUUCUGAAUAUUGUAAAGUGAGUUAGAAUAAAGGCAUUUGGAUCGAUUCAAGGAAAUGGCAACAUUAUCAAGACACCGACAGCACGCGAGGUCUUCCUCUGCAGGUGAUCUACAAAAGAAAAACGAUAUCUUUGAUUUUGGAAACAGACAUAUUCCGAUAGCAAAUAUCAAAGAAAAAGUCGCCAAAAGCAAUAGACGCAGAUUUCAUACUGUUGCAGAAUUUAAUCAUGUCCGUGGAAACGGGAACAAUUAUAAUCAUUAUAGAGUCGAUCGCAUGGAGGAUGAUGAACUUCCACCUAUUAAUAUCUACAGCAUUGACGCACCCAAUAGGAAUUCUCGUCCAAAGACAGCGGCUGAUAUUGGUGAGAAAAACAAACAAGGACAUUACCCAGAUACCAUCAGGAAAAAAGUAGAUCAUAACGGGCCGCAUAGAGAAGGUGUAUACAAACUUGACGGUGCAGAACAAGCUGUUCCCAAGGAACGUUUUGAUAAGGAUGGUGUGGUUUACAUUGAUGGAAGGACACUUGAUGAGACAAUAGAACAAGGAAACAGGCAUAUAACCUUUGAGAGGUAUUCACCUCGAUUAGCCGUGAAGCGAUCAAACUCACCGAGAAAAAUAUCACCGACAAUGGACCCUAGUAAAUUCGUACCUCGUCCUGGUGACCUCUUCAAUGCAAUCCUCGAACAGGACGAUAAUCCUACGGGAGAUAAGACCCAACGAAGUACAAAUCCUUACCGAACAAUCGAUCCGACUUUAUUACAGAAGGACCUGCCUUCUCCGAGGAAAUUAGAAACAUAUGUUGUUACAAAAAAGAACUCGAUAAUGCUUCCCGAUGGUCCUGCCUUGCUCACAACGGAAAACAUUGAAAUGCAUGAUCAUUAUACGAGUCCAAGGAAGCCAAAUGAUCCAUUAAUUUUAAAAGGAGCAUUAGAUAAUGACCUUGAUGAGAACAUCAAAAAACCGUCAGACGAACGCAUCGUUCAAUGGGUAAGCGAGAGACAGCUCAGCGGAGGUCAGUGCCUACCACCAACUCUCGAACACACUGUUGUCAUGCCUGAUAUGCCAAAAUGA
Messenger RNA from Owenia fusiformis, 1255 nucleotides. NCBI's taxonomy places the organism in Eukaryota, Metazoa, Annelida, Polychaeta, Sabellida, Oweniidae. The record is from the annotation of a GenBank genome assembly.